UUCUUCCCUCUUGAACAAUGAAACUACCAACAUGGGCAAUUGCACCUCAUGUUACUCCGGCAACUCCAACCCCAACGCCGUCACCGUCAAACUCAUCCUUUUAGACGGCCAACUUAGAGAAUAUUCAUCGCCGGUAAAGGUGUUCCUAGUGGCACCGCCGUUAACCGAUGAUUUCAGCUCAUUUAUUUGCAACUCCGAUGAGAUGGAUUUUGAUAAAUAUAUAACCGCCAUGAGAGAGGAGGAGGAGCUUCAUCUCGGUCAACUCUACUUUCAGCUGCCGGAAACUUGGUUUAAACGGCGGUUGACGACGGAGGAUAUGGCUUCGCUGGCGGUUAAAGCCGGCAAGGCGCUUAUGGUUAACGGUGAUGGUAAAGUGAUAUGUGGGUGUUGGGUUAAACGGGUUGAUCCCUUGGUGUUUUGUGAUGAUGAUCAUGAUGAGAUGACGUCAUCUGGCUGGAGUGCUAUCGGAAAGCACCGUCAUGGAGGCGGAGACCACCGUGGAGAUGGUAGUAAAGGGCGGAAGUUUACUAGGCUUGAAAUGAUAGCAGAGGAGUGAGGGUAGUUUGGUAAAUUACUGUAUGGGAUUGAUAUUGAUUCACUUUUUUUUAAUUGUAAUAUAAUGCAUUAAUUUUUGUAAAAAA
Helianthus annuus (common sunflower) is the source of this 641-nucleotide messenger RNA. RefSeq lists its product as uncharacterized. Lineage: Eukaryota; Viridiplantae; Streptophyta; Magnoliopsida; Asterales; Asteraceae. The record is from RefSeq and is a predicted model, not a curated record. Bases 32 to 556 code for a protein of 174 amino acids. The transcript has a single exon.